AUGAACACACUCAGCGACUUCGACUACGAAGAGCUUAUAAAGCAUGAAGAAGAGAAACGGUUGCUCAAACUUUUGAGGACCCGAGGCCAGGUACCUUUGAUUCCGGAAUCCAGUAGCAACGAGGUUCCACACUUGGGUGACCUUCAAGGAGAUGUCCUUUUCCGUUUCCCAAAGACUUUGGAACGCUUCGUGUUCUUCCGUAUUGCCAAGUCGCAAUCAAAGCAGUUUCUUGUUGCCCUCAAGAAAUUCGAACCCACUUCUGCAGCCGAUGUCAAGGAAAAUAUGCUUGAAAUCUGCCGGGAGAAGGACAAUGCUAGAAAAAAGAAUGAGGAGAGGCUAGAGGCGGAAGGGGUUUUAGGGAAAGCGAGAAGGCUGCGGAGGCAAGCAGCAAGAAUUGAACAAGGACUGACUGGAGCAGAGGUCGAUGAAGCUGAAGUGAAACCUAUCCGGAUCCCGUUAAAGCAAAAAAUGAUCGCAUUUACGAGGGACGGGCUCGAUGAGAUUGGAUACAUGGAAAAGACGGGCGAUCGCCGGUUCGACAAUCACCCCAUGCUACAUGAUAAGACUGAACUCGGAGACCAAUCGGACUGGGAUCUUCUCUUUGCUUGGAACGAAAAGGAGAAGGAAGCAACUACAAACGGUCUUGGCAGGAAUGCAAAAGACAAUCGCGAGGCCACCACGGGCCGCGAGCCUCUUCAUGGGGUGGUCAUCAUAGCCACAGAAAACUCCGAAGAACUCGAGGAAGUCACCGAACAGGUCGACACACUAUUUAAAGGCCUAUGGGAAAAGAUGGGAACCUUGGAUGGGAGCGUUCGUCCGGAUAAGAAUCGCGGACACGAACACUUCGGAUUCUUGGAUGGUAUUUCCCAGCCUUCUAUCCGUGGCAUCGAACAUCCACUCCCCGGGCAACUCCAGGUCGAUCCCGGGGUUAUUGUUAUGGGAUAUCCUGGUGACCCAGUGUCAAAAUGGGACCGGGCCUCGUGGACCAAAGGAGGUACAAUGAUGGUCUUCAGGAAACUGGAACAAUCUGUUCUAGAAUUUAAGAAAUACUGUAGGGAUAAUGGACAGCGCUGGAAGGAAUUUGUCCCCGGAGGAGAGAGAGGCGCCCUAAAAAUGGGCUUCGAUGGGCGAGAUGGUGAAGAACUUUUCGCAGCUCGCUUUGUGGGAAGGUGGAAAUCGGGUGCACCCCUUGCGUUGUGCCCCUUCAAGGACAAUCCAGCAUUGGCCGCCGAUCCUAAACAAAACAAUGAUUUCGAUUAUGCUGUCACUGGUGUACGUGGUGUAUCCGACCGAGAGCCAAGCGAUUAUUACUGCCCUUUUACGGCUCAUGCGCGCAAAACUGUUCCACGCAACCUGGACCCGUAUAUUUCACGCAAAUACUUGGAAUCCAGUGCUAUCGUCCGGGCGGCGAUUCCAUAUGGCCCCGAGAUAAAUACAGAUGAAGAGGAAGAGUGGAUAAGGCUGAAGGAUGAGAAGGAUAAUGAAAUGAGGAGCGAGCUGAGGAAGAAGCAACAAAAUGCAUCUCAUGAAGUGGACGAGACAAAGCUGAACACGUUCCAACCCGACCCGAAGGAUCGCGGACUUCUGUUCAGUUGCUACGCGUCUCACCUAGACUCCGGCUUUGUUCGCCAGACGACUGGGUUUGGGAAUAACGACUUCUUCCCUAUCACUUCACUCACACCUACCCACCAUGGCCAGGAUCCAAUUAUCGGCGGCCCACCUGCGAAAGGAUCUUCAGCUCAGCUAAGACGGGUCUUGCAAAUAAGUGAGCCAAUCAACCCCUCAAGACCGUAUCCAGAGGAGCCAGAAAUUCAAACUGCAUCCAAGGAUUUGAAUGCGUCCAAGAAAGCAGAUGGUUGCUACCAAGUUGCUGAUAAGAGCCAGGUCUACCUUGAACUUGUCCCGGAAAAUCCGAACUCUUCUUCAAAGAAAUUCGAGGUAACGGGCAUUGUCAAGGCCAUUCCAGAGGGCCGACCGGCACCGGGUGAGGAUAACCCGUUCUUCGUUACCUCGCGGGGAGGAGAGUAUUUCUUUGUCCCAUCGAUCCCAGCCCUCAGGUAUUUCUCGGAGGAUGACCAUAUAGGGGAUUUAUUGAUGGAGCACGGAGAGAAAUUAAAUAAGGAAAGGGAAGAGAGACGAGACGAAGUGUAA
Messenger RNA from Rhizoctonia solani, 2151 nucleotides. RefSeq names its product Dyp-type peroxidase family. Gene Ontology annotation, cellular component: cytosol. NCBI's taxonomy places the organism in Eukaryota, Fungi, Basidiomycota, Agaricomycetes, Cantharellales, Ceratobasidiaceae. Gene Ontology annotation, molecular function: heme binding; peroxidase activity. Bases 1 to 2151 code for a protein of 716 amino acids. The transcript has 7 exons. The record is from RefSeq and is a predicted model, not a curated record.